Molecule: messenger RNA, 270 nt
Organism: Pseudozyma hubeiensis SY62
Lineage: Eukaryota; Fungi; Basidiomycota; Ustilaginomycetes; Ustilaginales; Ustilaginaceae
Exons: 1
Coding region: 1-270 (89 amino acids)
Source: RefSeq, a predicted model, not a curated record
AUGACAACGAAGCGAGACCUUGUCCGAAUCGAAGCCGAUAUGGAGCAAGGCACUAAAAAGGAGAGCCGGCGGUGCACGAAGUCUGGAACGCGAGGAGAUCUAGCAAACUAUUGGCGUGGCAGUGGAGGUGGCUCGAUAGAAAGGACUCGAGCGGAUCUGGAUAUGCGUCGCCAAGAGCUGAUUCUAGCAACGGUGCGGACCAGAUGCGAGCUGAGCGAGGUUACGCCGAGACGUUGUAGCCGACGUUGUAGCGCUUCUGCGACGUUAUAG